AUGGGCUACUCCUCCAUCUUUGUCCCAGACCUUCCCGGCUGGGGCUGCUCCUCCCGCCCCACAUUUCGGGGUCAACAGGUCGGCCAUGCCGUCGAGUUUUUCCUUACCCCGCUCGUUACAUGGCUCGACUCGCUUUCGCUUGCUCAAUUCACUCUCUGUGGCCACUCUCUCGGCGCUUAUUUGGCACAUGAAUAUACAUCCAGGCAUCCCGCCCGAGUGCGUCGCCUGAUCCUGGCCAGUCCGGCUGCCAUCACCCGACACACUCCCGUCUCGCUCGCUGCGUGGUUCUCUUUCACGCCGCAGCGUUUCAUGACACAUGGCGGCUUGCUCGCCCAUAUUUUCUUCGCGAUGCGCUACCCCACAGAUCCGGCGUACAACGUCUUGGGGAUGCGUGAGCUUACCUUGUUCGUCAACUCCGUUGCCCAUCAGAGCGGCGACGCUGCUGCUGCUAAGAUGCUCCGCUUCUGUCGUGUCGGACCCACCAGAUGGCAGGCCGAAUGCGUCAGGCCCUUGUUAGAGCGCGUCGCGAGGUUAGAGUGCCCAGUUGAUCUUAUCACAGGGGACAAUGAUGCUCUCGUUCAUGUCGAGGCCGUCCGGACAUUACACAAGGCACUUGUUGCUGUUGGGAAUGAGGCUAGGCUUAAUGUCAUUUCCGGAGCCGAUCACUCCCCGCAUAUCUGCGCACCUGAUCGGUUUGCUAAAGCCAUCAUGCGGGGUAUGGAGCCUGCGAUUGCAGGCGCCAAAGCUGUUGCUUCGCCGAGUCGGCUGAUCAAGGCUUAA
Molecule: messenger RNA, 780 nt
Organism: Chondrus crispus (carragheen)
Lineage: Eukaryota; Rhodophyta; Florideophyceae; Gigartinales; Gigartinaceae
Exons: 1
Coding region: 1-780 (259 amino acids)
Source: RefSeq, a predicted model, not a curated record